AAAGCCCAUGGGCCCAAUACGCAUACAUUUAUUUCUCAGCUCACAGUAGUGGUGUGGACUGUGGCGUUGUCGUCUUUGAGCUCAGAAAAUUCGACGGGAGGAAUCUGAAAAUUGAAAAAUGGCGCUAGGGUUAAUAUUGGGGAUUGGGAGGGCGUUCAGGAAGAAGCGAGCAUCGUCGCUCGAUAUUUUGACGUCGAAGAGGAGCCCCAAAGGCUAUUACAAGGGCAAAAAUUGCAAGCCUACUGGUUUCCACACUCGAAAAGGUGGUUAUGUUGUGGUUCCUGAAAAGUUGCCAAACUAUGUGGUGCCAGAUUUGACGGGAUUCAAGCUAAAGCCAUACGUAUCUCAGUGCGCUGUAGAAGCUUCCGGGUCAUCUAAAUGAACACGCCUGGCUUCGUCUCUUUCCGCCGCUGCUGCUGCUGCUCAGACUGAUAUGUUUAAACUCAUAACUGAAAGAAAAUUUUUUUAUGUUUUACUCGAAUUCUUCGAGGAAACAGUAAUGAAAUUUAUCAAUGUUUGUAUUGAAAAGAUAAUUCCAUAAUGAAAAGAACAUAUAUUUAUAUACAAAAA
Molecule: messenger RNA, 570 nt
Organism: Salvia splendens (bonfire salvia)
Lineage: Eukaryota; Viridiplantae; Streptophyta; Magnoliopsida; Lamiales; Lamiaceae
Product: 39S ribosomal protein L41-A, mitochondrial-like
Exons: 4
Coding region: 119-382 (87 amino acids)
Biological process (GO): translation
Cellular component (GO): mitochondrial large ribosomal subunit
Molecular function (GO): structural constituent of ribosome
Source: RefSeq, a predicted model, not a curated record